Molecule: messenger RNA, 969 nt
Organism: Thlaspi arvense
Lineage: Eukaryota; Viridiplantae; Streptophyta; Magnoliopsida; Brassicales; Brassicaceae
Source: the annotation of a GenBank genome assembly
AUGGAAGGCGGUUACGAGCAAGGCGGUGGAGCUUCUAGAUACUUCCAUAACCUCUUCAGACCGGAGAUUCACCACCAACAGCAUCAACCGCAAGGUGGGAUCAAUCUCAUCGACCAGCAUCAACAUCACCACCAUCACCAUCAGCAGCAGCAGCAGCAGCAUCAACAAGAGCAACCCUCGGAUGAUUCAAGAGAAUCUGAUCACUCAAACAAGGAUCAUCAUCAACCGGGCCGACCCGAUUCAGACCCGGCUACAUCAAGCUCAGCACCAGGGAAACGUCCACGUGGACGUCCACCGGGAUCUAAGAACAAAGCGAAGCCACCGAUCAUAGUCACGCGCGAUAGCCCCAACGCGCUUAGAUCUCACGUCCUUGAGGUGUCUCCCGGGGCAGACAUAGUUGAGAGUGUCUCCACUUACGCUAGGCGGAGAGGGAGAGGCGUCUCCGUUCUAGGAGGAAACGGCACCGUUUCUAACGUCACUCUCCGUCAGCCAGUCACUCCCGGAAGUGGAGGUGGCGUUGGGGCUGGAGCAGGAGGAGGAGUUGUGACUCUACAUGGAAGGUUUGAGAUUCUUUCGCUAACAGGUACCGUUUUGCCACCACCUGCACCGCCAGGUGCUGGUGGUUUGUCAAUAUUUUUAGCCGGAGGGCAAGGUCAGGUGGUUGGAGGAAGCGUGGUGGCUCCGCUUGUAGCAUCAGCUCCGGUUAUACUAAUGGCUGCAUCGUUCUCAAAUGCGGUGUUCGAGAGGUUGCCCAUUACUGAGGAAGAGGAGGAAGAGGGUGGUGGUGGUGGUGGCGGAGGAGGGGGAGGGGGAGGACCAUCUCAGAUGCAGCAAGCGCCGUCAGCAUCUCCGCCGUCUGGAGUGACCGGUCAGGGACAGUUAGGAGGUAAUGUGGGUGGUUAUGGGUUCUCCGGUGAUCCUCAUUUGCUUGGAUGGGGAGCUGGGACACCUUCAAGACCACCUUUUUAA